UCCAAAGAUGUGGAAUAACCUGAGCCUAGUUUCGCUUUACCAAUUCAUUCCAUCUUACGUCUUUAAGCCAGACUGUCGUACGCUAUAUAUUGGUCUCUCCGUUUCCAUCUCCUCUUUUGCUUAGGUAGGACUAUAGGACGCAGUCUCCGCGACUAAACCACGUCGUUAGUGUAAUAUCCCUAGGCUGUGUUAUUCUACGUGGGACUGAGAGUCUAAGACCUUUGCCAGCUUUGAGUUAUUCAUACGAGUAUAAUUUAUCUGUUCUGCCAUAACAUAUUUUUUUCUUUUCAACUGCGAGCUUCAAGGAUCCCUACUCUCAUCAUGCCUAAGAGGAAGAUGAAAGAAUCAUUAUGGGAACGAUAUAUCAAUCCGGCCUCUUAUACUGAGGAUGAUCAUAUUUAUGCCACAAGCAUUGGUUUGAAGCAUCCAAAGUUUCAUAAACUUGGUAAUAAUUUAUAUCUUGAUAUAAAUACCAAGAUUGCUGCUCUCCGAGCUUCUCCAUCUUUAGUUAGCCUCAUUACUCAUUUAGAUGGAAAAGAGUCGUUUCAAUGUUCUGGAACUAUCAUAGAAGUUGAAAAUGACAAAGGGAUUAUUAUUACUUCGGCAGAUUGUUUUCAAGUCCACUCUGAUUCCACAAUGUCUCAUCCUACAAUAAAGGUUGAGGUGUGCAUGAGCGAUGGUACGAAGCUCGAUGGAAAAGUAUUGGCAUAUGACUUUCAUUACAAUCUAGCUGCAGUAGAAGUCCACUCCGGUACUCCACUGAAAGCCGCAAAAAUGGCCCUCUUUGAUGAUGCAAUCUCAGUUGAUACAGCUCCAGUAAUUUCAACACCAAUUCUACGAGCUCAUAGUGUCCCCCCUUUAGAUUCACAUUAUACCCUUAUCCCUGGUAACACUGUAAUUGCUCUUGGUCGCUAUUUCGCGAAGCCAUAUGCCCUAAUGGCGGCUCCAGGUCAAUUUAGCAUCAAUCAAGUAGAGUUGGAGUGCCAAGAACUGUUUAGAGCAACUUGCAGCAUAACAAGAUGCGGUGCUGGCGGGCCACUUGUAAACAGCCAAGGGGAAUUUAUUGGUGUAUGCUUUUAUGACAUGUCGUGCACUCCCUUUUUGCCCAUCACUCUAACUCUCAAAUGGUGGGAGCAAUUUAAAAAAAAUGGGGAAAUCCAACGACCUUUGCUUUCGAUGGAACUUACCAACCUCUACGCUGUGAGCCUGGACAUUCUAGAAACGGUUGUCCAAAACGAUACCUUCCACGGUGUUAUGGUUGAAAAGGUUUUAGCAGGCUCUACGGCCGAUGUAGCCGGGAUUCGUCCCAAUGAUGUUAUUACUAGAUUCGCUGGAGGAAGUGUUCGGAGUAUCUUAGAGUUGGUCAGAGUGAUGUGGGAUAACAUUGGAAAGUCAGUAGAGGUGACUGUGCUACGAACCUUUGAUGGUACUCGGUUGAAUCUUAAUAUGGUCGUGGAUGUAGUCACACAGGAUGAGCUAUAUUGUUGGCCAGUUCUGGAUAAAGCAAGAUAGAAAGUUAGAUGUCGUGCUUGUUUUGGAUGACCUGAAUGAUGCGCAAGAUAGAAAGUGCAUGUUUUUGUGAGCCAGUGUCGGUGAAAGUGAGAAGUCAUGCCGUUGGCUAGUGUCAUUGGAAACAGUGAUUGUUUUGAUAAAUUGCGAGCGACUCCUAACUUUUGGUCUGCAUGGAUAUGUAACUAAUUUCAACUUCAAUCAUAUGGCUAGCUCAAGCCUAAGUUAUGCUUUCUCUCCAUAAUUGUUAUUUAUUUUUGCUUGGAGAAAGAUUUGAAUCUCAGGUUUCAUUAGUGUUUGCUUUUGAUUCUAUUUCAGAGAUUAUUUGAAAAGUGAUUAUAGUACAAAUUGAUACUUUUUCUAAUGAAAUCUGAUUUUGGACAAAU
Messenger RNA from Cuscuta epithymum, 1895 nucleotides. Lineage: Eukaryota; Viridiplantae; Streptophyta; Magnoliopsida; Solanales; Convolvulaceae. The record is from the annotation of a GenBank genome assembly.